UGGCGGUCACCAAGCUAUGACUACUACUAGAUCUACAACACGAUUAUACGUCGAUUCAGUCGAUUAUCUGUCGACCUCUGCCACCGAAAUGCCAUACGAAGAAGUGCCCCUCAGUAAUCUUAAAUCGAACGGUUACAAGAAGCUCCGAAACAAGGCGAAUUUGCGGGCAAGUCCUGAAGACGAACCGGGAUACGGAUCGACCGACGAUGCUCCGUUAAUGGUAGACGAGGUUGAUGAUGAUUUUGACGAUGAUCGUGGUCUCUCCGAGGGCUAUCAGUCGUCAGAUAGCGGAGAUAAGGACAGGAGAAAAGGGAAAAAUAAACGGAAGAAGGAGGGGUGCUGUAAGCGUUGUUGGAAGUUCUGCUGUUGCUGUGGGUUUUUAUCGUCUUUUCGAAGUUGUUUUGACAGUCUGAUGGGAAAAAUUGAAAUGAAGCCAAGGACAGUUGUUUUAGGAAGAGAGUCUGCAACUCAGAAGUUCCCUCGUAAUGUCAUUUGUAAUCAGAAAUACAAUAUCAUAACUUUCAUUCCUCUGACCUUAUACAACCAGUUCAAGUUUUUCCUGAACUUGUACUUUCUUAUGGUAGCCUCUACUCAGUUUAUUCCUGAACUGCGGAUUGGUUAUCUGUAUACAUACUGGGCUCCACUGGGUUUUGUUGUGUUUGUGACAAUGUGUCGUGAGGCAUAUGAUGACUUUGUUAGAUUCAGAAGAGACAGAGAGGUCAAUUCACAAAAAUAUAAGAAACUCACUAAGAAAGGUGUUGUUACCAUUCCAAGCUCAGCCAUUAAGGUAUCAGACCUUAUCAUAGUCGAGAAGGAUCAAAGAGUUCCUGCUGACAUGGUGUUUCUUAGAACUUCAGAAAAGAAUGGAGCUUGUUUUCUAAGAACAGACCAAAUGGAUGGGGAAACUGACUGGAAGCUGCGUUUGACUGUAGAACCAUGUCAGCGACUGCCUUGUGAUGCUGAUUUGCUGAAUAUCAGUGCUUCUGUUUAUGCAGAGAAACCUCAGAAGGACAUUCAUAGUUUUGUUGGAACCUUUACAAGGUAUGAUGGAGAGAGGAAUGAAACUCCCCUGAGUAUCGAAAAUACCAUGUGGGCCAACACUGUGAUUGCAUCAGGUACUGCUGUGGGUUUAGUGAUUUAUACUGGGUCCGAGACAAGAAGCGUGAUGAAUACCUCAAACCCCGCGACAAAGGUUGGGCUUAUUGAUAAGGAAGUAAAUAAUCUGACCAAACUGUUGUUUGUGGCUACUGUCAGCCUUUCCUUCGUCAUGGUAUCAGUUAAGGGCUACAAUGGACCUUGGUAUCGCUAUUUCUUGCGUUUCAUCUUGUUGUUUUCCUACAUAAUUCCGUUAAGUCUCCGUGUCAGUCUGGACUUGGGUAAAGUUGUAUACUCGUGGAUGAUGAUGCACGACAAAGACAUCCCCGGGACAGUCGUGCGUAGCAGCACUAUCCCAGAGGAACUGGGGCGAAUAGGCUAUCUAUUGUCUGAUAAGACAGGAACGCUGACUGAAAAUGAAAUGGUUUUCAAACGUCUUCACUUGGGAACAGUAUCGUUUGGCACAGAUUCUAUGGAAGAGGUUACAAGCCAUGUGAAGACUUCUUAUGCACGCAGUAGUGGACCCACGUCCAAAAAACCUGUGCAAGGAGCGAAGGUGCGUCGCACGGUUGUCACGCGUACUCACGAAGCUGUCAAGGCACUUGCGUUAUGCCACAAUGUCACGCCAGUUACGGACGAGACCGAAAACAGCCGCCAGAGUGCUAGAGUGCGUUUGGAUAGCGUGACCAGCGAAGACAGUGACUUAGAUGGAGGGGCUGCUAGGGAUGAAACAGAUGUGAAAUAUCAGGCAUCCAGUCCAGAUGAGGUUGCCUUGGUCACGUGGACGGAGAGCGUUGGACUGACACUGGUUCAUAGAGAUUUGUCGAGCAUGCACCUGAAGACUCCAUAUGGUCAGAUACUCGUGUUUAACAUCCUGCAGAUUUUUCCAUUCACUUCAGAAACCAAACGGAUGGGUAUUAUUCUCAGGGAUACGGCGACGGGAGAAAUAACCUUCUACAUGAAAGGCGCAGACACAGUCAUGAGUUCCAUUGUACAAUAUAACGACUGGCUUGAAGAGGAGUGCGGUAACAUGGCACGUGAAGGCCUCAGAACUCUUGUGGUUGCCAAGAAAGUCCUGACUGAAGAACAGUAUCAAGACUUUGAGCACCGAUACAAUCAAGCCAAACUAAACAUUUCUGACCGAGCAUCGAAGGUUAUGGAUGUGCAAAGAAGUUUAGAGCACGACUUAGAGUUACUCUGUUUAACCGGAGUCGAGGAUAAACUGCAGGUUGAUGUUCGUCCUACCCUUGAGAUGCUUCGGAAUGCUGGCGUCAAGAUAUGGAUGUUAACAGGCGACAAACUGGAGACAGCCACUUGUAUCGCCCAGAGUUCACGGCUUGUAGCGAGAAAUCAAACUAUCUAUACAUUUAAACAGAUAAGCAAUCGUUCUGAAGCACAUUUGGAGCUCAAUUCAUUAAGGAGAAAGAAUGACUGCGCGUUGAUAAUCAAAGGAGAUUCUUUGGAGGUCUGUAUACAUCAUUACGAGCAAGAGUUCAUGGAACUGGCCUGUCAGUGUCCUGUUGUGGUGUGUUGCCGCUGCUCACCUCAACAGAAGGCGGAUAUAGUCAGAUUACUCAAGAAACAUACCGGCAAGAGGACAUGCGCAAUAGGCGACGGCGGAAAUGACGUCAGUAUGAUCCAGGCAGCGGAUGCCGGAGUGGGCAUCGAAGGAAAAGAAGGCCGACAAGCCUCUCUUGCAGCGGAUUUCUCCAUUUCACAGUUUAGAUAUGUUGGAAGAUUGUUGGUGUGGCAUGGUCGAAACAGUUACAAGCGAUCGGCAGCUCUAAGUCAAUUUGUGAUUCACAGAGGCCUGAUCAUCUCUGUGAUGCAGGCAGUUUUUUCUAGUGUGUUUUAUUUUGCGUCAGUCUCGCUUUUCUCGGGAUAUUUGAUGAUUGGGUACGGUACCGUAUAUACUAUGUUUCCAGUAUUUUCUCUUGUGUUGGACGAAGAUGUCCCAUCUGACAUCGCAUUAAUCUACCCCGAGCUAUACAAGGAUUUAGCAAAGGGAAGGUCACUUUCGUACAAGACUUUCUUUAUUUGGGUUCUGAUCAGUAUAUACCAAGGUGGCAUCAUUAUGUUCGGCGGCAUUCUUCUGUUCGAUCAGGAAUUCAUCCAUGUUGUGACCAUUACCUUCACUGCACUCAUUCUCACCGAGCUGCUGAUGGUGGCGCUUACAAUUCGAACGUGGCAUUGGCUCAUGUUGUUAGCUGAAGUCUUCAGUCUUGCAAUUUACGUUGGGACGCUUGCGAUAUUUAGACGCACCUUUGACGAAAAAUUUCUCAUAUCAACUGAAUUUUUGUGGAAAGUGGUGGUCAUCACUUUGGUUAGUUGUUUACCGCUGUACAUUUUGAAAUAUCUCAGGCGCAAGUACGCCCCACCUAGCUAUUCAAAGCUGACAAACUAACAAUGGUGACCGAUUUGCAGCUCCUAUAGAGAUUUGACUGUCCCACAACUGAGUUAAAAUUCGCAAGAUGGACUAAAGGAUUCGGUAAUAAAUUCAAAUGACGUUUAUUGGGCUAUAGAGCAGUAUAGACAUAAGGAUAUAUUUUUGUAAAGUAAACAAUUAGAGUCACCGGAUAACGCCGGUCGAGCUAAACUAGGUCAAAGUAAGAUGGAUGAAAAGGGGAAGGCCAAGUCUUUAUUAUUUUACGAACCAGUGAGACCCCACCCCACCUCGGUUGGGUGGGUAGGGGUACACAUGAGAUUUUCAUACAUGGCCGCAUACGCUACAAUGUCGUUUGGUUGUUGCAUGAAAGAUUCAUGUGCAAGUUUUUUUGGUCAGUGUCUUUCAAACUUGACCUUAAUUUCGCAAGCUCGACAUUUGCAAAUCGGUAGGCGUCUCCUCCAUUAUUUUCCCUUUUGGUUGUCUUACCAAUAUUUGUGGUUUUCUCGACGCAGUUAUUUCUGCUCGUCCAAAUUGUGUGACGUUCCGCCCUCGAGGGGAUGCUUUUCAUUGGGGUAGGGGAGGUAACGCAGGUGAUCCAGGAUUUUCUCCUUUUUUUUUUAUUUUCUGCUUCAUCCUCGUCCCUUGUACACUCAAUUUAAAACUCAAGCUGUCACAAAACUUAUUUGUAUAUUUUUGUUGUAAAUUUCACUUAGUAAUACGAAGGUAAAUAAUCGAAAUAUUGUUGCGAAGUUGUUUAAGACUUGUGUAUCACCUUUCAAAGGCAAUCGAUGUUAGAUAGAGCGAAAUUUUGGAAUCUCUGAAUUGAAAGGAUUAGCUUGGU
Molecule: messenger RNA, 4322 nt
Organism: Pocillopora damicornis (cauliflower coral)
Lineage: Eukaryota; Metazoa; Cnidaria; Anthozoa; Scleractinia; Pocilloporidae
Product: putative phospholipid-transporting ATPase IIA
Biological process (GO): phospholipid translocation; endocytosis; retrograde vesicle-mediated transport, Golgi to endoplasmic reticulum
Cellular component (GO): plasma membrane; trans-Golgi network; endosome
Molecular function (GO): ATPase-coupled intramembrane lipid carrier activity; ATP binding; magnesium ion binding
Source: RefSeq, a predicted model, not a curated record